GUGUUACAUAUUUAAUGGAACUCGAUGACAUUGUUUAUUUCAGUGCAUUUUUAACAUCGCUCAAUAUCGUUUGUGAACGCUCUCUCUCUGUCGUUACCGUGUAGAAGUGAGUUAUAAAAAAAAGAAGCAAACACAUUGCCAAAAAACCGACCAAAGACCAUAUUCGUGUUAAUAAAAUAUUGACAGUAAAAAUUCGAAACAUUAAAAAUAUUUUGUGUUGUGCGAUACGUCACCGCAGUACAACAUUAUUUGUGCAAGAAUAAAAAACCAACUGACAUUUUUCACUUAGAAAAAGCGAAAAACAUAAUAAAAAAUGGAGCAAUCAAUCACCUUUGCCGGUCUUCUUUUGUGCAUUUCAUUGGCAUCUGCCCAGCUGACAUACCAUUUGGACGCUAAUACCAAUUCAUAUACAUUGCAAACGCCAAACUCACAACAAACGUUCACACAACACUUCAACAAAGGGCGAAGUGGUGUCGCCAACCAAGGCGCCGCCGUUCAUCAAAUUCAAGCAGCCCCAAGCCAACCACAACAACAGAUAUUUUCCACUGCCCCACAACAAUUUGCCAGCAAUCAAAAUAAUGGUCAAGAGGAUAUAAAUAACUACUUCAGACAACAGUUAGAGUUGCAGCAACAACAGCGCCAAAGCGAACAACCGCAAAACAACAACUUGUACACAACAUAUCAAGUUCCAGAACAACAACAACAACAACGCCAAGCUCAGCAACAGCAACACCGACAAGCCCAGCCAUCACAAGAAGACGUUUAUUACCAACAGAUUCGGCAAGCUCAAUUACAAGAGCAACAACUUCAACAAUUGCAACAACAGCAACAGCAACAACAACAACAACAACAACAACAGCUUCAACAACAGCAACAAGAAUAUCAACAACAACAACAACAGCCUCAGUAUGCUCAACCAGCUCAACAACAAUUCGCUUAUCAACAGCCAGACUUUGCUGCUGACAAUAAUGUUAACCAAGAAGCCGUACGAUUCGCCCAAUCACAACAAUUAAAAUAUCAACAGCAACAACAAGCUCAUCCAGGCAACCCAGGCCGUGUUCAAUUCUCACCUGCCAGCGAAGUAUCACAAGUCAAGUUCUCCAGUAAUCUGGCGAGCUACAACUUCUAAAUGGGGGGAAUAGUGCCAUGACUACUGAUGCGAUGAUAUUUAAUAGCACUCAUAAUUUUAGCGUUGUCGACUUUAUUUAAUAUGUUUCCAUUCAUUCCUCUCUUUUUCUUAUUAUUGAAUACACGUAGCGAGAAUCAAAUAAAUUGACUUUUGGGAAAAAUGAUAAAAAUAGUUGAGUGUGAA
This is a messenger RNA of Sitodiplosis mosellana (orange wheat blossom midge), 1312 nucleotides long. RefSeq lists its product as uncharacterized. Bases 314 to 1129 code for a protein of 271 amino acids. The record is from RefSeq and is a predicted model, not a curated record. The transcript has 4 exons. NCBI's taxonomy places the organism in Eukaryota, Metazoa, Arthropoda, Insecta, Diptera, Cecidomyiidae.